CCUAGCCGCUACUUUUAACACUUUUCAACACUACGCCAGGGUUUUGUUUCUGUGUGUCAUUGUAAAUUUUUGUGUAAAUACACGAAAACUAUAGACGAAUACAUUGUUUGCAAGCACAACGCAGGCAACAUGAGCGACGUGCAGACUCUGAUGGAUAUGGGUUUUCCCCGGGAGCGCGUAGAAUACGCUCUGCAGGUCACCAGCAACAAGGGAGUGGAACCGGCCAUGGAAUGGUUGCUGGCCCACGGCGACGAGGAGAUACCACGUCAAAAUACAGGCGACUCUAAGGGUUCGGGUACCGGGGUGGUUCCCCCAACUUCUAACGACGACGCGGCGGCCUCAGCAGCUCCCAGCAGUAGUGGCGGUGCCGAAGCCGCUUCCAGUUCCCUGGUAGCCAAAUCCCUGAAGUGCGACGAUUGCGGCAAGGUGCUUAAGGAUCACACAGAAGUGGAGUAUCAUGCCGCCAAGACCGGCCACAGCAACUUCUCCGAGUCCACGGAGGAGAAAAAGGCCCUCACCGAGGAGGAGAAGAAGGCCCAGCUCGCUCUCAUCGAAGAAAAGCUCAAGCAAAAGCGCAUCGAACGCGAGGAGCGCGAGAUGGAUGCUCUGGAACGGGAGAAGAAUCGCAUCAAGUCCGGCAAGGAUAUGACAGAGGCCAAGCGCCGCAUGGAGGAGCUGGAAAUGAAAAAAAUCGUGGAGCAGCGCAAGCGUGAGAAGGACGAGGAGAAGGCGGCUCGCGACCGGGUGAGGGCUCAAAUCGAAGCAGAUAAGGCGGCACGCAAGGCCAGAGAACAAAAGGAAGCGGGCAUUUCUGAGCCAGCACCCUCGGUUAGCUCCACCACGGCCAGUUCGCCGGCUCCGGCUGUGACAUCUCCGCAGCGCGUUUACACGGAAACCCGUAUUCAGGUGCGUUUGCAGGAUGGCUCCACGCUCCAGGAGACCUUCAAUAUCAAGGAACAGCUAUCGGCCGUGCGUGUGUUCAUCCAGGUCAAGACCGGCAUUGAAACACCAUUCUCUCUGAUGACCACCUUUCCGCGCCAACUGUUUGCCGAGGAGGACUAUGAGAAGCCGCUGGAGGUGCUCGGCUUGGUCCCAUCCGCUGUCAUUACCAUGACCAAGACGGCUGCAUAGGACGUUGGGAAUACCAGGGAAUCUCCCUACUUCUAUCUUUACGACUAAUCGGAACUAGAAACUAAAACAACUAAAAAACGCGGCGCGAUAUUCCCCAAAAAACAUUAAAUGUACGGU
Messenger RNA from Drosophila serrata, 1248 nucleotides. Its product is annotated as UBX domain-containing protein 1. The record is from RefSeq and is a predicted model, not a curated record. NCBI's taxonomy places the organism in Eukaryota, Metazoa, Arthropoda, Insecta, Diptera, Drosophilidae. Gene Ontology annotation, cellular component: nucleus; cytoplasm. Gene Ontology annotation, biological process: negative regulation of protein ubiquitination; negative regulation of proteasomal ubiquitin-dependent protein catabolic process; negative regulation of protein K48-linked deubiquitination. Gene Ontology annotation, molecular function: K48-linked polyubiquitin modification-dependent protein binding.